AUGUCCACAACAGUCACACACACCUCCGAAACACACCAAGUCGUCACCGACGCCGUCGCACAUAUGAAAAAAAUGAUGGACGAACAAACGUUACCCGGUAUAGCAUUAUGUGCCGUGGGUGGCUUGAAUUACGUUCUUCAACACACGAAGGCUUUGGCACGACACGAGUUGAGCCAAGAACUCCAAGGUACUAUCAAUAAUAUGCAACGGUUAUACCCUUAUUCAUUAACACUGAAAUGUUCAUGUGACUUGUACAUGCACUUCAUUAAUCAAGCAAGAACAGUCAGCGACUUUUCUGCAGUAUUAAGUAAUUUAAGGAGAAGUGGAGAGACGAUACAAAACAGACUACUUCAGUGCAGAGACAAAAUUGUAACUAACUGCUCGUCUUUCAUUCGCCCGUCGAUCACUAUUUUGACGCACGGGAUGUCUAUGGUCGUCAACAAGAUAUUAGUCGCACACAAAAAUUAUAACUUCAAAUUGAUUGUAACCGAGUCGCAGCCAUACAAUUACGGGAAGGACGUUGUCAAUUAUUUGAAGUCGCAAAACGUGAAGUUUGAAAUUGAGUUGAUCACGGACUCUGCUGUUGCGUAUAAGAUGAAAGAAGUCAAUUUUGUGUUAGUAGGCAGCCAGACAUUAGUCAAGGCGGGCGGCUCAAUCAACUCUGUUGGGACGUACAACAUCGCACUCAUCGCAAAGCACUUCAAUGUGCCUGUCUACGUUGCUGCGGAGUGUUUCAAGUUUUCUGACAUCUAUCCCAUAGAGCAGACUGAUGUGAAUGAGACGUUAUUUGAGAACCCAACACAUAAGAUCCUUUACGACUACACUCCGCCACAAAUGAUCUCUUUAAUCUUCUCGGACUUAGCAGUGUUUACUCCAUCUGCUGUUGCUGAUGAGCUUAUUAAGCUUUAUGAAGGGUAA
Molecule: messenger RNA, 918 nt
Organism: Entamoeba invadens IP1
Lineage: Eukaryota; Evosea; Mastigamoebida; Endamoebidae
Product: translation initiation factor eIF-2B subunit alpha, putative
Exons: 2
Coding region: 1-918 (305 amino acids)
Biological process (GO): translational initiation
Cellular component (GO): eukaryotic translation initiation factor 2B complex
Molecular function (GO): translation initiation factor activity; guanyl-nucleotide exchange factor activity
Source: RefSeq, a predicted model, not a curated record